AAAAGUGUCAAAGUGUACUGUAAUGUUUUUAUUUGUGGUGUUACGUGAUUUUAAUCAGUCCGAUCAGUCGUAUUAAAAAUAUUAUUUUAUGUAAAUUCUUUGCAAAAAUUCGCGAUUUUGGUGACUGAAAACAGACUCAAAAUGUCCAAUUUCAAUGAGGCAGAAGGACCACCAGAGAGGCCCACUUUUUUGCACAGAAGAAAACUGGUACAAUGUGCUAAAGAAACACUGGGACAAGCCUCAGAACUGCUAAAAAAACGUAUCCCUUGCGCAGGCCACUUCUUAGCCCCAAAAAGUCUUUGGCUGAAAAGGGUCUCUACACCGAAUUGCGACGUCGUCAUAUGCUUCCCACCAAACACAAAUGAACAGUUUUUAUUGUGGCUCUUAAACCGACUGAAACAAUCCAGCGGACUUAUAUUAAGUGUUCAUCAUCACGCAUCUACCCAUACUUCCGCUUUCUACGUUACAGCACCUGUGCAGCUGCUUAAAAGGGCAGCAGAGGAUUACCACUUGACAAAACCUUUGAAACAGUUCAAGGGUGGAGGCUUGAAAGAGUUCUUCUUGCAAGAUUAUGAAUUUUACGAGGGAGCGGAGGAUGAACAGACAUUUUUCACUUCUGAGGAGAGGCAGUGGCUUGUCGUACGGCUGUUGGAAAGUGUUAGGGCUAGGAGAGAGGAUAUAAGUGCCAUACCUGGUGUUACCUUACUUGAGGGCCAGCCAAUAGUUCCAAAAUGCAUUACAAGUGGAAUCAUAAGUCAAGUGUUUCCUAUACAUGAACCACAAGUUUUGGAACGUUUGCAGCAAAUUUGGGUGCAGGACAUUUUUGCCAGACAACCUUUAGAUGAAAUUACUGAAUAUUUUGGCGUUAAGAUUGGAAUGUACUUUGCUUGGCUGGGCCAUUAUACUACUGCCCUUAGUAUCCCUGCUGUGGUUGGAUUUGUUUUUUGGCUCACUUGCACAAGUAAACACCAAACAAUCCAAGACGUAGGCUAUGUCUUGUUCUCAAUUUUUAACGUUGUCUGGGUAACCACGUACCUGCAAGCAUGGAAACGCUACUCUGCAGAAUUGGCUUUCAGGUGGGGCACAUUGGAUCAGCGUGAUGAUUUAUUAGCUGAGCCCAGACCUCUUUUCAGGCUACCACGGCAUGUUUUAAUUUGUUAUCAGGGUCCGUUGAAGGCGAGUCCGGUCACCGGCAGAUUGGAACCGUAUCAGCCCGUUUGGAAAAGGCAUUUUUUCCGGUAUUGCGUGUCUGUGCCGAUUAUUGCCUUCGCCUUAAUCACGGUGUUUCUUGUGAUGAUUGUUUCUUUGCAGAUUCAGGUAUAUUGGGAUGCCUUCUUAACCAAUAGAGGCCUUCCCCUAUGGCUCGGAUAUAUACCGAAAGUGAUGCUGGCUGUGGUAAUUUCCCUGAUGGACGAGGCUUACUUUAAAAUCGCCAUUUGGUUAAACGAUAAAGAGAACUAUCGGCUCGAAACCAAAUACGAAAACCACCUAAUUGGAAAAGUCGCCCUGUUUCAAUUUGUCAACUCUUUCCUGUCUCUCUUCUACAUCGCCUUUUACUUGCAAGACCAGGCCAGAUUAAAAGAGCAAUUAGCAGCCUUGUUAAUAUCCAGACAAGUCAUAGGGAAUCUAAAGGAGUCUGCCCUGCCGUACGUGCUCGAGCAUUUACGGCUGGCCAAGAUGAGUUUCGAAAUGUGGGGCGCACUGAGCCCCGGCUGCCCGAAGCCGCCUCCGGGAGAAGAAAUGAAUGCACAGAAAGGAGCAGAGGAGGUAAAUCCACAGCAGUACGUGCCUAAGAGGAGUAUGAGCCAAGCGGAAUUGGAAAGUUCUCUGUAUAAGUACGAUGGUACGUUCGCCGACUACCUCGAGAUGACCAUCCAACUCGGCUACGUAAUUCUGUUUUCGUCCGCAUUUCCGGCGGCGGCGCUCUGCGCCAUGUUGAACAACCUCAUCGAGAUUCGCAGCGACGCGUUUAAACUCGCUUACGUAUGCCAGCGGCCUUUCGGACAACGAGUGCCCAAUAUUGGCACCUGGCAGAACUGUAUGGAGUAUAUGAGCAUAAUGGCUGUCCUAGUAAACUGCGCCCUUAUCGGUUUGUCGGGUCAAGUGCAUCGGAUGUUCCCUGAUAUGACUGCAACACAAACGAUUUUAUUGAUUGUCGCUUUGGAACACAUAAUGUUGGUAAUCCGAUUCAUAAUCACCUGCGCUAUCCCCGACAUCCCCGGAUGGUUGGCCACCGAAAUGGCAAAAAUCGAAUGGGCGCGAAGAAACGCGAGUCGCGUGGCCUACACGAACACCCCGACACCCGAGGAGACGCUCCACCGUACAGUCGGAAGAUUUUCAGUUUCUCCCAGUCACAGUUCAACCCAGAAAUCGGAAGAGGCGAAACUGAACGUACCCGCCUCGGUUCAAAUCAAACCGAUUUCUUCAUUGAGUAGCUCGCCGACCCCCACCCCUACUACUCCGAAUAACUCGUACAGUUCCACCACUUCCAAAGUGUCUUUGGGGAUAACGGCCGAUAGUAUUCCGGUUAUACCGCCGUUUAGGCCUAGGAAACCUAAAGAACAAACGGAGGUGAAGAAACUCUCUGAAGAAAAACUGAGAAGCACUGAUAGCGAACCACUUAAAUCAGGUUUACACACCGAACUAGGAUUAAGUGCCGGUUCGUCCCUGAAUGUUAACAGUCCUGUCGGCCGGAAUGCCUUGGGAAUCACCGCCGAUAGUAUUCAACAAAUUCCGCCUUUUACGCCCAGAAAGAAGUCAAACGAAUGGGCUGCCACUGACACUAUGGGUGACAGUAGCCAUCAUUUGACCAUCGGGCCAAGCGGCGGAGUCGAGUGGGCCAAACGGCUCAAAGAAGAUAACGACAUUCACCGCAGCACCGAUUGUAUCACUCCUAAGGUACUGACUAGAAUUAAGGAUUCACCAAGCAAGGACGCUUCCAGUUCGGACUCCGAGUUGCACCGUACGAGCCCCCUUUGGCCUCCCCGACCCCGCUCGCCCGACCAAUCGGAUCGACCUCGAAUCCGACCGCCAAUCAUCCCAGUCGAUCCGUCGCUAAGCGACAGCGCACGCAGCAUUUCCAGUCAAGAGGCGGACGAUGCCGCUAAAGCCGCAGAAGAGUUGGCGGCCAAGAAGACGCGAGUAAAACAGAGUCUGAUGAAACGAGCGCGAUCCGUAGCCAUUUUCUCCCUUAAAUUGAAGGAGCGGAGGGCGAGGGAGGCGCAGGAAAAGGCGGCGGGGAAGGCGCCAGUAACACCUUCUACACCGUUGCCGCCCCCACAGUGCGGAGGCGGCGAACUCUCUUGUAUCCCGAUCGAAAAGCUGAUUCAGCUGGAAGAUAUCAGAAAGAACGUGCAGUCUCAACCAAAGUAGUUCUGUGUGUUUUAGCGCCAUCUAGUGCUUGCUAAAGUACAAAUAAAAAACCGAAACCAUCCAUCUUCAUUUUUCUUUUAUAACUGGCUUUUAUACUGUAACUGUAAUCUCUAUUAGUGCUAUUUCCUCAUUAUGUCACUAACCGUACCAUAUUAUUGUUGAGUAUAAUAAUAGCGUUAUAAUAAUAAUGUUGAUAGUUGCGUAAGGUUGUUUUAAAUUAUUUUUUUAUAUAAAAGCGCUUUUUAAAAGGUAACAAUUGUACAAAAUUAGGUCGAAUUUAGUAGUCUCAUGUGGGGUGAGGACUGGAAAUUUUCGUUGUCACAUUUAUGAUUUAGUUGGGACUAAACGCGGUCAAUUAAACUGUAUUUACCAUCGAAAGUCGCUCUAGUAAAUAUAGGCCUUUGUUGUUAAAAUUGUGGCUACUGUGAAAAUAUAAUAAUAAUAAUAAUGUCGCAUAAAUAAGUGUUACGCUUGUUGAUAUGUUGUAUUUAUAAAUAAAUAAAAAUAUUCGAAAA
Anthonomus grandis grandis is the source of this 3887-nucleotide messenger RNA. RefSeq names its product anoctamin-8. Gene Ontology annotation, molecular function: chloride channel activity. Lineage: Eukaryota; Metazoa; Arthropoda; Insecta; Coleoptera; Curculionidae. Gene Ontology annotation, cellular component: plasma membrane. Gene Ontology annotation, biological process: chloride transmembrane transport. The record is from RefSeq and is a predicted model, not a curated record. Bases 142 to 3372 code for a protein of 1076 amino acids. The transcript has 22 exons.